AGGUGCUCUCGCGAAUGGCCAAAGUGCACCACCUGCCGCCCAUGGCCUGGUGAAUGUGUAUAUUCCAAAGAAAUUUCGGCCCCGAAACUACAUAGGGAAGAUACCAAUACAACAUCCCCAUCAACGCAAGAUUUGAAUAGUUUCCAUGAACGUCUCCAUUGUAUAGAGGCGGCUCUCGAAAAACUAACCCUCGCAGUGAACCGACUUAGCAUUACCAAUAGCAGAGUAGAUACUACCACUAUCUCAUCAGAAAGCAGUCCACCCACUGAAUCAGAAUGCGAUAAAUUGGCUGGAUUCUUUGUCCCAUCAAGAGCUAUAGGAUAUGCACUAAUUAGUCGCUUCUCGCGUGUCGCCGACCUAGCCGGCCUUAUAGCCGCCAAGCCUUCAGAUCAAGUUUUGAUGAAGGCCAUAUUCGAGCCCGAUUCAGUUUCCCCACGUGGCUGGGUGCUCUACAUUAACUUCAUAUUCCUCAUACUAUCGCACAAGGAUCGGACCCUAAGUCACCUUACGAAGUCGUUCCGACAUAACACUCGACUUGCCUUAGAUGAUGCAAGAAUAUUCUUGGAAACAAAUGAAGUUAAUGUUCAGGCUCUGGCAAUGCUGUCAUGUCUCGGAGAGGAGUACGCUUCUCCUGACCUGUCAUGGAUACUCGCCAGUCACGCCUGCCGGCAAGCUCAAGCCCUAAACUUACACCUCACGGAGCAUCAAGAUCCCGAAGAACGACAGCGCCGAUUGACUCUUUUUUGGGUGCUCUUCAUGGUCGACAAAACGUGCUCUCUAGCUUUGGGGCGCCCUGUAUUGCUGCCAAGUCUAAUGUAUGAGAAUGUACCAUUGCCUGAUUUCCAGCAUCUCUUAAAGUUUCGCCCCCGCCACGGCCCGUGGAACAUUUAUUACAACCAACCUUUAAUGUCCACAUUCGGAGCGCAUUUAUUCAAUCAAAACAUCAAAUUGUCAAGAUUAACUGGUUUAGUUCUUGAUAUCUUGAACACUGGAGACCUAUGUGGCGGCCGAGAAAAUCUCAUAUCAUAUUUAGAGGAUUGGGAUGCCUCAACAAGACAAGUUCUAUCGGAAGCUCGGGAUCUAGAAGCAGAUCAUGCCAGUGAAGAACAACUUCAUGGAAUGUCACUUGCGAUCCGACUCAUGCGGUUCAAGUUUUUACAUACCAUCGUCCUAUUACUGCAAGAAGAUGUCCAUUACACUACCCUCCGACUUGAGUCAGCACGCGAGGCUCUGUCCCUUCUCCCACAUCUUUCGAGUAAAACGCAUGUUUUUAGAGGAGUAUUCUGGGCACUUCUUUAUUAUCCAUUUACCUCUUUUUUUGUAAUAUUCAACCACAUCACACGUUAUCCGAAAGCCCCCACUACUAGUGGAGAUUUAGACCUGCUGGCUACAACAAGAUCAUACCUCCAAGCUAUGAAGGGCAAGCUGCAUAUACAAUCUGCCCUCCCAACUGAAUUGGAACAAAUGGCCGAAUAUUUUCUUAAGCUUGCGCACUCGGCUGUCUCCGGGGGCCCCCCAAACUACAACUCGAACAAUAUUCAAGACUGCGAUACGACUUAG
Trichoderma virens Gv29-8 is the source of this 1560-nucleotide messenger RNA. RefSeq lists its product as uncharacterized. Gene Ontology annotation, biological process: DNA-templated transcription; regulation of DNA-templated transcription. Gene Ontology annotation, molecular function: DNA-binding transcription factor activity, RNA polymerase II-specific; DNA binding; zinc ion binding. NCBI's taxonomy places the organism in Eukaryota, Fungi, Ascomycota, Sordariomycetes, Hypocreales, Hypocreaceae. The annotation marks the transcript as partial. The transcript is spliced from 6 exons. The record is from RefSeq and is a predicted model, not a curated record.